UAUUUACCGUCUUGCCACUUUGACAGUCAAUGAAGACGUGUGUUGAUUUUUGAUGUGUUUUUUCGUGUUUUACGUUAAUUUCUGUUAAUUGGCAACUGAUAAAUAAUAAUUCGUGAUGUCGUUUAUGCCUCUAUGGCCGAAUCUUCAACCCAGAUCGACGGAUCCCUUGUGGUUUAACGCAGAUCGACCAAUUGAUGACGAGAGUGAAGUUUCUAGUUUAGAGCAGGAACAUCAACAAUGGAGAGAACAUAUCCGAACUGAAGGCUCCGAACAUGUCCCUAUCGGAAAAGAUGCGAGAGACUUCCGCGGUUCUGAGGAAGAGGAAGAAGAGGAGGAGGAGGAAGAAGGAGAAGGUGAGGAGGAGGAAGAAUCAGAUACCCAUGAGGAAGAGGAGGAAGAAUUAGACGAAAUGGACAUGGAAGUCAGUUAUUCUCAUCAACAACAAAGAUCAAGUCCGACCGAAACUGUAACAGAUCCAGUGUCUAUCAGAAUGUCUAAUGCACUGGAUCAGUCCCUAGAUUAAUAAAAUGAGUGGAUUUCGUCGAUGGAUAGGCUGCCUGAUCUUACAAGUGAAUAGGAAAAAAUCUCCAUCACGAUGAAACGAAGGUAGACCAAGUCACUAUUUAUGGGAUGCAAAUUAUAUUCCAAAAGGGAGCAAAAAAUGUCUUUUAGGUUAAAUAUAAAAUUUAAAUUGAUUUUGAAUACAUUAUUUAAGAAAAUAGUUAUAAUUAUUCGAGUAAAGUAAUAAUAAGAAAUUAGUAAGCAGGCAGAUGUGUAAAACUACGGAUAUGUUAAUUAAAAAAAUUGUAUUUGUACUCCAGUGCAA
Molecule: messenger RNA, 826 nt
Organism: Belonocnema kinseyi
Lineage: Eukaryota; Metazoa; Arthropoda; Insecta; Hymenoptera; Cynipidae
Product: anaphase-promoting complex subunit 15-like
Exons: 4
Coding region: 116-523 (135 amino acids)
Biological process (GO): regulation of mitotic cell cycle spindle assembly checkpoint
Cellular component (GO): anaphase-promoting complex
Source: RefSeq, a predicted model, not a curated record